AUGUCAUUUGCUAAUCAAACACCUACGAUCGUCGUGUUGAAAGAAGGGACCGAUUCCUCGCAAGGUAAGGGACAAAUCAUCAAUAAUAUCAAUGCCUGCUUGGCCAUCCAAGACACCUUGAAACCAACUUUGGGACCGUUCGGUUCAGACAUUUUAAUUGUUUCUUCCAGCGGUAGAACCACAAUUUCCAAUGAUGGUGCUACAAUUUUGAAGUUGUUGGAUGUUGUGCACCCGGCCGCUAAGAUGUUGGUGGAUAUCUCUAGAGCUCAAGAUGCUGAAGUCGGAGACGGUACCACCUCGGUCACCAUAUUGGCAGGUGAGUUGUUGAAAGAAUCCAAAACCUUCAUUGAAGACGGAAUCAAUUCACAUUUAAUUAUCAAGGGGUUGAGAAAGGCCUCUGAUUUGGCUGUUAGUAAGAUUAGAGAGUUGGCAGUGGAAAUCCCCAAGAAGGAGAACGAUUUGGAAUUCCGCCAAUUGUUAGAGAGAUGUGCCACCACCGCUAUGUCAUCCAAGCUAAUUAGUAAGAAUUCCGAGUUCUUCACCAAAAUGGUAGUUGACUCAGUUCUCACUUUAGAUCAAGACGAUUUAGAUGAAAACUUGAUCGGAAUCAAGAAGGUACCGGGUGGAGCUAUGGAAGACUCUAAAUUCAUCAAUGGGGUGGCAUUCAAGAAGACAUUUUCAUACGCUGGGUUUGAGCAACAGCCCAAGUCUUUCACCAAUCCUAAGAUUCUUUCCCUUAACGUGGAGUUGGAAUUGAAGGCUGAAAAGGAUAACGCUGAAGUCAGAGUACAACAAGUUAAGGAUUAUCAAGAUAUUGUAGAUGCAGAAUGGAAAAUCAUUUUCUCCAAGUUGGAGGCUAUCAAGGACAGUGGUGCCAACAUAGUCUUAUCUAAACUACCAAUUGGGGACUUGGCUACUCAAUACUUUGCUGAUAGAGAUAUAUUUUGCGCAGGUAGAGUAUCAUCUGAAGAUUUAGAUAGAGUUAUCAAGGCAGUUGGUGGAUCUAUUCAAUCCACGUGUUCCAAUAUCAACGCGGAAGAAGAUUUAGGAACCUGUGAAGUAUUUGAAGAACAGCAAAUCGGUUCUGAGAGGUAUAACAUCUUCAAGGGAUGCCCACAAGCUAAGACAUGUACAUUAAUUUUGAGAGGUGGAGCGGAGCAAGUUAUUGCUGAAGUGGAAAGAUCAUUGCACGAUGCUAUAAUGAUUGUUAAGAGAGCUGUUACUCACAACUCAGUUGUGGCAGGAGGUGGUGCCAUUGAGAUGGAGUUAUCUAAAUACUUAAGAGAUUACGCAAAGACUGUCGCUGGUAAGCAACAGUUAAUCAUAAGUGCCUUUGCCAAGGCAUUAGAAGUUAUCCCUAGACAAUUGUGUGAGAACGCCGGCUUAGAUGGGAUUGAUAUCUUAAAUAAAUUAAGACUGUGUCAUGCUAAGGGAGAAACCUGGUACGGUGUUGAUUUCCAAAAGGAAGCAGUGGGUAAUAAUAUGACCAGUUUCAUUUGGGAGCCAUCUUUAGUCAAGAUCAAUGCCAUUCAGUCUGCCACUGAGGCCGCUACUUUGUUAUUGAGUGUGGAUGAAACCAUCAAAAACGAGGACAAGAGUGAGCAAGCUGGUGGAAGAGGAGCUGGUGCAUAUUAA
Molecule: messenger RNA, 1635 nt
Organism: Dujonia railenensis
Lineage: Eukaryota; Fungi; Ascomycota; Pichiomycetes; Serinales; Debaryomycetaceae
Source: the annotation of a GenBank genome assembly